GGGGCGGCAUGGAGGACGGCGAGCCCCAGCCCGGCGCGGCGGGGGCGGCGGGGCCGCGGCAGCCUGAGUCCAGCCCCGGCGGCGGCUCGAGCGGCGGCGACUCGGACACCGGCCGCCGCCGGGCUCCGAUGCUGCCCGCGGCCCCGCCGGCGCCGGGCAACCACCCGCACCCGCACCGCGUCACCAACUUCUUCAUCGACAACAUCCUGCGGCCCGAGUUCGGCCGGCGGAAGGACCCGGGGACGAGCGGCGCGGGCGCGGGCGAAGGCGGCCCCGGCGGCGGCGCGGAGCCGGGCGGCGGGAGCGGCGCCGAGCAUCUCCCCGGCUCCAGCGCCCGCGAGUCCCGGCCGAGCCCCGCGUGCGCGCCCGGGGCCGGAGGGGCCGCGCCCGCCGCCGGCGCCGGCGGCGGCGACUCUCCGGGGCACGGGGAAGGCGCCUCCCGGACGCUCGCGCUGCACGGAGGCGCCAAGCGAGGCGGCGACCCCGCGGCUCCCCCGGACGGGGCCCUGAAGGCCCGCGGCUUGGGCGGCGGCGACUUGUCGGUGAGCUCGGACUCGGACAGCUCGCAGGCCGGCGCCACGCUGGGCGCGCAGCCCAUGCUCUGGCCGGCCUGGGUCUACUGCACGCGCUACUCGGACCGGCCUUCGUCAGGCCCCAGGUCUCGCAAACCAAAGAAGAAGAACCCCAACAAAGAGGACAAGCGGCCUCGCACGGCCUUCACCGCGGAGCAGCUGCAGAGGCUCAAGGCGGAGUUCCAGACCAACCGCUACCUGACGGAGCAGCGGCGCCAGAGCCUGGCACAGGAGCUCAGCCUCAACGAGUCCCAGAUCAAGAUCUGGUUCCAGAACAAGCGCGCCAAGAUCAAGAAGGCCACGGGCAACAAGAACACCCUGGCGGUGCACCUGAUGGCGCAGGGCCUGUACAACCACUCCACCACGGCCAAGGAGGGCAAGUCGGACAGCGAGUAGGGCGGCGGGCGGCGGGCGCCGAGGCCAGGGCUCAGCCCGCGCACACAAUGCAAUAAUUUAAAACAAUAACGAAAGGGCCAGUGUAUAAAGAUUAUACCAGCAUUAUUCGUAAAAAUAUCGUGUGUUAUCUAUGGUUCUGCAAUAUUCUAUGUAUAUAUAAUUUACAGGUGGUGUAAAAUCCAAAAUGUCUGACUAUAAAAUAUUUCUAAAGUUUUUUGCGUUUACAGAUGAUGCUAAUUUUAUGGAUUUUUUUGUUUGUUUUUGCAAAGGGGGCUUCUUAGGGUUUCAUCUUUUUUUUUUUUAACCCCCUGAGCUCCAUUAUGGGACAUCGGACACUUUUUUAAAUUAUUAUUUCAAAAGAAGAAAAAAAUUUAAAAAAAACCCAACUUGCUGAAGUCCAAAGAUUUUUAUUGCUGCAUUUCACACAACUGUGAACCCAAUAAAUAGCUCCUAUUUGGUCUGAGUUCUGCCACUUGUUUGUGUUGACUUGGUGAGGACCGCAGGAGGCGGGAC
Perognathus longimembris pacificus (Pacific pocket mouse) is the source of this 1481-nucleotide messenger RNA. RefSeq names its product engrailed homeobox 2 (gene En2). Bases 9 to 968 code for a protein of 319 amino acids. Gene Ontology annotation, cellular component: nucleus. The record is from RefSeq and is a predicted model, not a curated record. NCBI's taxonomy places the organism in Eukaryota, Metazoa, Chordata, Mammalia, Rodentia, Heteromyidae. The transcript is spliced from 2 exons. Gene Ontology annotation, molecular function: DNA-binding transcription factor activity, RNA polymerase II-specific; RNA polymerase II cis-regulatory region sequence-specific DNA binding. Gene Ontology annotation, biological process: multicellular organism development; regulation of transcription by RNA polymerase II; neuron differentiation.